This is a messenger RNA of Gracilinanus agilis (Agile Gracile Mouse Opossum), 1232 nucleotides long. RefSeq names its product zinc finger protein 428 (gene ZNF428). The record is from RefSeq and is a predicted model, not a curated record. The transcript is spliced from 2 exons. Lineage: Eukaryota; Metazoa; Chordata; Mammalia; Didelphimorphia; Didelphidae. The coding region runs from base 501 to 1079 and encodes 192 amino acids.
GAGGCAAGACUGCCCCUGCUUUCAAGUAGUAUAAACGAAUGGAUAUAGUGGAGAGCAAGGCCAGCUGCCCUGGAGCUUGUUGUUGACAUUACAGGGUCUUGGUGCCUGGGUGUGUCAUCAAACUGUUAAAUAAAUUUGGCCCCUCCACCUAGUUAUUCCUUCCCGAGCAAGUCCCUACUGACUACCCCUUUUCAUUGAGGCUCUGCCUGGGCAGGCAUUUCCCCACUCUGAACUUUAGUUUCUGCCUCUAAAGUGGCACCACUGGGAAGCCAGCCUGGGACUGGGCAGGCAGGAGAUGCUGAGGGAAUGUGGAGAGUAGUGACCCAGCUCUGUUCCUGAAUCGCAGCUCUCCCUUCGGUUCCUGCUAAGUGUUCGUGUAAAGGCCUGAACUACUGGAGAGAAGAAGCCCUGCUGUGGAAAGCUGGCUGGGGGGUGGGGGGACCCCCAUCCUGCUGUUGCUGUCACCGCUGGACAUCCCCUUCUAGCACCCUCCCCCAGCCAUGACAGAGACAAGAGAGACUACUGAGACUGGGGGCUAUGCCAGCUUCGAGGAGGAGGAUGAGGAGCUGUCCCCAGGCCCAGAGCACCCCUCUGACUCAGACUAUACCCUCUCGGAGCCUGACUCAGAGGAGGAUGAGGAAGAGGAAGACGAAGAAGAAGAAACAACGGACGACCCAGAAUAUGAUCCUGGCUACAAGGUGAAGCAGCGCCUUGGUGGGGGGCGGGGGGCACCCUCUCGGAGGGCCGCUCGGGCUGCCCCGCCCCCAGGGCCCCAACCCUGUGCCCUGUGUGGCCGCCCACCCCCCGGGGAGGGUGCUUCAGCCCCUGGGGGCCCACCCUGUCGGCUUUGCCGCCCAGCUGCCCCUCAGGCAACAGCCCCUGCUCGAAGUGCUGCCCAACCCCAGGUGGGUGAGGAGGAUGAAGAAGAGGAUGAGGACGAAGGGGCCACCUCCACUGGAGGUGAUGGGCCCCCUGGGGAUGAGGGGGGUGCUUACCACUGCACAGAAUGUGAGGAUUCAUUCGACGACCUUGGGGAGCUGCAUGGCCACUUCAUGCUUCAUGCCCGAGGGGAGGUGUGAGGCCAACCCCUCCUUGGAGGGUGGUUGCAAGUACAGUGGGUGUAGGGCUGAGACAAGGGAUCACUGGGGGAUGUGGAGCCACCAAUUAAGUCUUUAUCUUCUGGACAGUAGCUGUGUUAGGGUUCAAAUAAAGCCAGAUUUCUGUGUGUGUGA